Vigna radiata var. radiata (mung bean) is the source of this 728-nucleotide messenger RNA. Its product is annotated as transmembrane ascorbate ferrireductase 1. The coding region runs from base 24 to 659 and encodes 211 amino acids. NCBI's taxonomy places the organism in Eukaryota, Viridiplantae, Streptophyta, Magnoliopsida, Fabales, Fabaceae. The record is from RefSeq and is a predicted model, not a curated record. Gene Ontology annotation, molecular function: oxidoreductase activity. The transcript is spliced from 4 exons.
AUAACAGUGUAAGAGGAAAAGAUAUGAGUUAUUUGGCACACUUGUUUGGCAUCAUAGCCUUCAUCCUCUUGCUCAUCUGGUUGUUGCAUUAUCGUGAAGGAAUUGAGUAUGAUUCAAACAAUGGAUUACGUGUCUUCAAUGUUCACCCAUUUCUGAUGUAUAGCUUCAUCUUUCUUGCUGGUGAAGCUAUUUUGGCAUUCCAAACCAUACCAAGUGAAAGGAAAACAAGAAAGUUUGUUCAUAUGACACUGCAUUUGGUUGCCCUAGUUCUUGGCAUUAUUGGGUUAAGUGCUGUUUUCAAGUUCCAUGAUAUGCGUCAUAUUCCCAACCUUUAUAGCCUCCAUUCAUGGAUUGGCAUUGCCACCUUUUGCUUGUUUGGACUCCAGUGGGUUUUUGGUUUGGUUGUGUUCAUGCUUCAAGCAGCAUCAGCCCCAACAAGAGCAAAGGUGCUUCCAUGGCACAAAGUUGGUGGAAGAGCACUGAUGUUCAUGGCAGUGUGUGCUGCUGAAACAGGGUUGAUGGAGAAGACCAGUUUCUUAACUAAUUUAGGACUGCUGAAGCCUCAUCACCGUGAAUCCAAUCUCAUCAACUUCACCGGUCUUGCCAUUCUCUUGUUUGGAGUUUUUGUUAACUUUUCUGUUGGAUUCUCACACCAUUAAUCAUUAAAUAUAAAUUGUAUUCUUUUAUCUUUCUUAAUUAUUCUUUACUCAUUAAAAUAAAUUGUUUCA